AAACAAAGUGUCCCUCUGUAGAAAUUCGUAAAAGCAGUCAGCUUUUACCAGAUAUUGUGCAAUGCAAGUAAUUUCUUAUGUUUAUGCAACCCCUGGUUAAAGCAGUAAGCUUAGCUAAAGAGUUGACUUGGAAUCAUGAUAUAUGCCGAUACAAGACUGCAUCCACGGUCCACCAGCCCUUCUUUGUCUGAGUGGAUGAAAGCGUUGAAGUUACGCCUCUCGACAGAAUCAAUUCAAUUCCUACUUAAUUUUUUAAUAACCAGCUAGCCUCCCUUUUUUUAUUCAUUCCAAUUUUUUUAGUUCCAUUUCUCCUCUAUAUCAAAACCCAAAACCAACAAGUGAAAAACAAGCUUGUGUCUAAACAAAUGGGCAUCAGAGAAAUCCAAGUCGCUGGCCACAGCUUUAUAAUACACGAGCAGGACAACGUUCAUGACUCGGUCACUGGUCGCGCACUCACAGGUGCAUGGCUGUGGGACUCCGCUGUAGUUUUAGCUCAUUAUAUGGCAACUCAUUUGGAUUUCCAAACCAAGCACGUACUGGAGCUCGGUGCCGGGGCCGGCCUCCCAGGAUUGACAGCGGCUAGGCUUGGGGCCAGCCGGGUUGUUCUCACGGACAUUAAGCCGUUGCUUCCCGGGUUAAUAAACAACGUGGCGGCCAAUGGGUUAGGAGACAAAGUUGAAGUGAGAGAACUGGUGUGGGGAUCGGAAGAGUCGAAACAGAGUGAACUGGGGGAGUUUGACACUGUCUUAAUGAGCGACGUCUUUUUUGAUCCGGAGGAAAUGGUAGGGUUGGGGAAGACGUUGAACAGCGUGUGUUGUACUAACACGUGGAUCUAUGCAGCGAGUGAAGUAAGGCCGUGGACGGCUGAUUGCUUAAACGAGCUAGUGAAUCAAGGUUUCAGAGUCAUUGAGUUACAGAGUCAACUGGGGCCACUGGGCGGUGGUUCAACCGUGGAAGAUGAUUUGGAGGCGUUUGCUGUGUUUCAACUAAUGCCACCGCUUCAACAGGACUGCCAGUUGAAUGACAUCUGAUUGAAUAAUAUGUCAAACACUGCUGUUUGUCCAAGGCCAAAGAUUUAUUCCCCCAAAAUAUGUUGUUUUGUCAAGUUUGCCUUGUUAAUUUUAAAUUAAAUCUAAUAGUUUCAGGACAAAA
This is a messenger RNA of Mangifera indica (mango), 1152 nucleotides long. RefSeq names its product protein N-lysine methyltransferase METTL21A-like. NCBI's taxonomy places the organism in Eukaryota, Viridiplantae, Streptophyta, Magnoliopsida, Sapindales, Anacardiaceae. The transcript has a single exon. Bases 366 to 1031 code for a protein of 221 amino acids. The record is from RefSeq and is a predicted model, not a curated record.